Rhinichthys klamathensis goyatoka is the source of this 2042-nucleotide messenger RNA. RefSeq names its product TNF receptor-associated factor 1 (gene traf1). Gene Ontology annotation, molecular function: zinc ion binding; ubiquitin protein ligase binding; tumor necrosis factor receptor binding. NCBI's taxonomy places the organism in Eukaryota, Metazoa, Chordata, Actinopteri, Cypriniformes, Leuciscidae. The transcript is spliced from 10 exons. Gene Ontology annotation, biological process: protein K63-linked ubiquitination; positive regulation of JNK cascade; regulation of canonical NF-kappaB signal transduction. Gene Ontology annotation, cellular component: cytoplasmic side of plasma membrane; plasma membrane signaling receptor complex. The coding region runs from base 370 to 2028 and encodes 552 amino acids. The record is from RefSeq and is a predicted model, not a curated record.
AAGAAAGCAAGUGAGCUUAACCUAGGCAGCACUUCUGCGUUUGGUUUUAGUAUGCUCACUAGGCUUUCAGGAGACAGACAGUGUUUGUGUUUACAUGCGGUUUUAUCACUUUUACUCAUAAUUUAGCUAUAAGUCCACACUUUUUUUUCUUUGUCUUCUUAUUUUGUAGCCUUUUCAGUUUAUUAUCAGCAAGAUCCAUAGCAAUGUGUCUGAUAAGUGGGCGGAAAAACAGCGCAAUAAUAUUUCCGGGUGUUUGGAAGGGGGGAACCCCAUGGUGUUUUUCUACCGUGGGUACAUAACCAAAAAGUCAAAAGCAUAUCAAUGUUAUCAUAACGUGCUGUUGGUACAGACAUUUCAUUUAAAAGCUCAAUGGCUUCUGGAUCAGCAGCUUCAGACCCGUCGUUAAACGGGGUUUCGUCCACACCUGGUGAGAACGAGUACCCGUCGGGUUUUCCUCAGAGCAUCUGCGACGAGGUCCCCAAAGAGAAGUACUUGUGCAGCAACUGUAAUAAUGUCUUGAAUAAAGCGCGUCAAACGGUGUGUGGUCACCGCUACUGCCUCGCGUGCGUCAACUGGCUGGUCAGAAACAACAAGGACCUUGUGUGCACAAAGUGUAAAGAAGAAGAUCCCAGUGUUGAGAGUGACACUAGUGUACUGACUCUUGACCAAUUCUUCAAUGAUGCGGCUAUCAAUAAAGAAAUUUUGGAUCUGAAAGUUCACUGUGCUAACCAAGGCUGCCCCUGGAGAAGCACCCUGAAGAACUUUGAGGACCAUCAGAGCCAAUGUGAGUAUGCUCUGAUCCCUUGCAAUAUUGGCUGUGGCAUAAUGGUGCAGAGGAAGACACUGGCCACGCAUCUGGACAGGGGCUGUCCCAACAAUAAGACCACAUGUUCCUCUUGUGCUGGUGUCUUGACACCGAGAGAACUCCAGAAGCAUGUAUGUCCCAGUUCAAGCGAUAAGAAGGCGACUAAGGCAGAUAAACGGCAAAAGAAUAAUCACUCGGGCAGCUCGAAAAAGAAAGAGCCAUGCAUUUUCUCAGACGUUGGUUGUUCUUUUAAGGGUUAUGCAGACAAAGUAAAAGAACAUGAGUCCUGCAGCCAUGUGGGCCAUCUACAGCUCCUCUUGGAUGUGACCAGGGCUCUUCAGCGUACCUUGAGUUCCCCAGCUGACCGUGGCCAACACGAAAUCCCUGAUUUUCUUCAGCCUGAACAUUGUUGUGCAUCCCUCGCUUCUCCGAGUGAUGGUGAGAUUGAGACCGACGGAGGAGAUCCAGGAGUGAGUGAUAAGGCCUUCAGCCUCCACGAUGAUCAGGUUGAACUCGCUGUUGGCCAGCAACUGGACGCCAUACAGCAGAGAGUGCAGAUUAUGGAGAACAUCAUCUCAGCUUUGAACAGGGAGGUGGAGAAGACGCAGCUCAGUGUUGUUGCACUGGAGAGGGACAAUGACAACAGUCAGCAGAUCAUUGAGCACUUAGAAACCAAAGUAGCCGAGCUGGUGCAGAGGCUGGUCAGGAAAGACAUUCACAUCAGUUCAUUGCAGCAGUGUAUCAGCGCCCAGCAGGACGUCUCUUAUGAUGGCACCUUCCUCUGGCGGUUGUGUGAAGUUAGCCAGAGUCAGAGAGAGGCUGCCAGCGGCGUGAUGAUCAGUCAGUACUCGCCAGCUUUCUACACCGCCAGGUAUGGAUUUAAAGUGUGCAUGCGCCUCUAUUUGAACGGAGAUGGGGUUGGAAAGGGAACGCACAUCUCUCUUUUCUUUGUUAUAAUGAAAGGAGAAUAUGACCCCAUUCUCUCAUGGCCGUUCAGACACAAGGUAACGUUCUUUUUCAUAGAUCAGAACCAGAGGGAGCACGUCAUCGACGCUUUCCGCCCCGACCUCUCCUCUGCCUCUUUCCACCGGCCCGUCUCAGAGAUGAAUGUGGCCAGCGGGUGCCCCCUCUUCUUCCCUCUGGGGAAAUUGAGGUCGCCUAAGCACGCCUACUGCAAGGAUGACACAAUCUAUAUCAAGUGUGUGGUGGACAUCUCCUCCUGAACCAUGAAGGCCUG